Messenger RNA from Sinocyclocheilus rhinocerous, 1011 nucleotides. RefSeq names its product sialic acid-binding Ig-like lectin 12. The transcript is spliced from 5 exons. Lineage: Eukaryota; Metazoa; Chordata; Actinopteri; Cypriniformes; Cyprinidae. Gene Ontology annotation, biological process: cell adhesion. The record is from RefSeq and is a predicted model, not a curated record. The coding region runs from base 1 to 1011 and encodes 336 amino acids. Gene Ontology annotation, cellular component: plasma membrane. Gene Ontology annotation, molecular function: sialic acid binding.
AUGCACCUGUAUACACAUUAUUGCAAAUUUUUGUUGAUAGAGUCAUACAUUCCUGGCCCUGAUGCACCAACUAACUUUUCCAUCAAAGUAGAAAACAGCAUCACUGGAGAGGACGGUUUGUGCAUCAGAGUGUUCUGUGUUUGCACUGUCCCUAAAAGUGUCUCAGAUCCCAUUAGGAGAACCUGGUUCAAAGGAGCUCCACAAAACCCAUCUGUUGAAGUUCCUCAUUUUUCCAGAAAUAUUGGAUUUCCUCACAAUGAGAAAGAGUGCAGCUUUUUGCUAAACCAAUUGGUUCGGGGCAAAUCUGAUGGUGAAUACAGAUUAAAACUGGAGUGGGGAGAAGGAAACGUGUAUAUCUUUCCUCAGACAGUAAAUAUUAUUGUUAAAGAGCUUACCCAGAAACCACCAAUAAAGGUCCCACUGCUCACAGCGGGAGAGAAGGCCGAGAUAUCCUGCAAAGUUCCAGGGGACUGCAGAGAACCCUUAGCAGAUAUUGUGUGGACAGGGAUUAGGCCUAAUAAAACUAGACUUGGAGCUCGUGGAGUGCCUGGCCGGGAUCAGCACUUUUCUAUAAUGACUUUUUAUCCUAAGCCUGAACAUCACAAUACUGAGCUCACCUGCACAGUGACACUUCAAGGACGUAUUCGGACUGAAAGUACUGUCAUCCUCAAAGCAAGACAUUCCCCAAUAAUCCUGAACAGCUCCCGUUGUUUCGUGUGGGGUGAUGAACUGAGCUGCAUGUGUGUCAGCAGUGGUGUGCCGUUACCGCAGAUAUCCUGGCCAAUAUUGAACGGUACCACGAAAUACUUCAGUGCUGUUUCAACAGAGAACAUCAUCAGCAUUUGCAACAUCUCCAUUCCUGGUUUUAGUAAAGUCAACGCUACCGUUGAAUGUGUCAGUGAGAAUCUCAUUGGUACGACAAAGAUGGAAAUCCAAGUGCACAAUCAUGGUGAAAAACCCCAAGUGAACGGACCCUUGUUCGUCAAGCGAACUCACGUAUAUGACAGUUGA